UAUAUGAAUGAAGCACUAUUUCCCACUGCGUGCAUUUGGAAAUGAGGUUGCAACAUUCCGCGGAAUGACAGGGGCUUUAUAGCUAAUAAUACAGGGCACUGUACAUGUAGGUGAUAUUCAAAAUGCACUAGAUGUUCAUCAUCAGAUCGCAGGACUGCCAACACAUCAACAGAGAUGUGAAUAUUGUCUCCAUUAAAAUAAUUAGGCCUACAACACAAGAAGGAGUCACCACUUUGCGAUCACAAAAUGGCUUCCGCCUGGCAAACUGAUGGAGAGUGCCACUUUACCUGGAACCUCGAAGAAAACCCCGUAGUCAUUAAAACUGCCGAUAAAAUGUUACGUAAUAUAACGAACAACUUAGCGGAAACCGACUUCCUCAAGAUUGAGCAUCUUCUGUUCAAAGCAUGUCUUCAGGUAUGGUUUAAAAAAGCCACAGACGCACUUGUGUCCCUCGACGAAGCAAAGCAAGAAAUUGAAAAACGAAGAGGCGAAGAUGAAUACAAAGGUUACAGGAGCGUUGAACUCCUAAAUCGCAUGUGGAUUGAACACACCAUUUUACCCAGCAACAGGAUUUUGUUUGAGUUACAUGAAAAACUAAAAACCAUACAGUUAGAGGAGAAAGAUUUGCUAGUCGUUGGUGCAAUUAGAUCAGCGGCCCUCAUGCGACUUGGGCCUGUUAUGUUUGACACUAAUCUGAAACUCUUCAAGGCAGCCCACCAAGCGUUCCCUUCAAAUCCAGACUUUCUCUUUGGAGUUGCAUUCAUCACAGGCAAGAAAAUGAGAUUCAUGAGACGAAUAGGCUCGAGAUACUACUGCAGAAUGGACCCAGUUGGAAAAUCCCUGAUGGAUGAAGAGAGGGGAUACUGGGAAACUCUAAAAGACAUGAACCUACCUGAUAACCGUUCCUGUCUUGUGAAGUCAAUGCUUGGAUUGAACUUGAGUAGGCGUGAUAGGAAAAAGGAGAAACGUGAAGCCUUGGAAUUGUUAGAAACGGCAUACAAAAAUGCGCCAGAAAUAAUUGAAGUGUGCAGAAAUUGUAUCCGUUUCAAAAAGAAAGAAGAUCUGAAAGGGGCUGUAUCUAUGCUGGAGAUAGCCAUCUCCGAACAACCAGGACGGGCCGAAAAUCAUCACCAGCUUGGCCUGUGUUACGAUUUGUACGCACAAAGAGCCAAAAAGAAAGGGGAAAAUGCUCUUGAGUGGAAUAACAAGGCACUUGCCGAACUUGAUGAAUGUCUUAGAUUGAAAAGUUUACAUGUCUAUGCCGCAUUGACUAGGGCAAAACUGUUGGAAGACAUCCCGAACAGGAACCCAGAAGAUGAAUACACGAAUAUGUCUUGUAUGGAUUUUACUACAGACGACAAGCUUAAGAUUUACGAAGAAUUUGCUUCUUUUCUUAACAAGAACGAGACGGCGUCUAGAUACAACGCCAGAUUUGACAUGUGGCAGGAAGUUAUGAACAUUUCCACUGAACACUUUGGACAUCAAAAUGAAUCAGGUAAAUGGGAAGCGACUCUAAAAGCGAACGAUUCUAAAACUAAAGCGUACAAGGUAUUGGAAGAGCACUACAAAGGUCAAGCAGAUCAUCUGAAGCUUGGAAUUCUAUUCUACCAGAACUAUGAGUUCGAUCAAGCCAUCGACAUGUUGGCCACAGUGGACCAAACAAACGCCGAAGUGCCGUACUACCUUGCAAAGUCGUAUCUCAAAAAAGGUCAAGAGAAAACUGUUGGCGAUCAAGCAAAUCCCGUAGAAGCAGCUGAGGAUUUCACAAGGGCUCGUGAGAAAGUACAGUUGGCACGAAAGUCAGGAUUGGAACCACAACAGGUUCGAGAAGUACUAGCGGACACAGCUCUGGCAAUCGCACACAAUGAACUUCAGGCCAACGCAAAUGACGUCAUUCAACUGGAAGACAAGUGUGUGACGUCAUAUCGCAAGGCAGUCAGAUGUGGAAGCCUGGUCGCCGUUUUGGAGCUGAUGAAGCUGGUUGAGAAGGGCCUCAUCAAAAUCACCUCGAUCUCAAGAUUCAUCCAGAUGUUGGCAGAAAUAGAGGUGUGUUGUUCACAGUCCCAAUCUGACGCCCUACAUGGUGAAUCUAAGCCACUGACGUUCGAAGGAGGCUUGAGAUCCAAGGAAACUGAUAUCGAACCUUGCAUGCUGAUGAAUCGCACCAAGAUCAAAGCAGAUAUCAAGGGAAUCCUGUCAAAGGAAAAGUUUUUCCAAAAGGCAAGAAAGGGACUUUUCGAAAUGGAGGUUGAACUACUCAAGGAAAGGUUUGGAGGUACCGAUGGACAUGGAUUAGAUGGGAGAGAAGAGGCGAGUCCGUUAGAGGGCGUAACUGAUGACGUAAUCGACAAGGCUGUUGGCAGCUGUUGUGAUACGAGACCUCUGCUUGAUCGUGUCAUGGAAAAAUUUCUGAAAGAUGAACUGGAACUAGCUACGGUGAAGAACAACUAUUUCCCUCUGAUACUUGAUGAGAAUUUGACCCCUGAAAAGACAGAGGAAAGUCUUCUAGAAAAACUCAAGAUCUGUGAGGUUGACAUGAGGACACACUACCCAAAGCUCUAUGACUAUCUACUGAAGCUGCAGCCAAAAAUCAGUCCAGGAAAUACAUUCAUGAAGAACUUCUGUACCGUCGUGAACAAGACAAAACACAGCAGUGGGGACGUUCUGGAUAUCGAACCGUAUGUAGUCGAACUGGCUCGACAGUCUACCGACAAAGUCGAAGAGAUAUGCCAAGUAUUCUUCGACACCAUGGAAGAGGCGAAGGUGUUGGGGACGAGGGUGAAAGAUUUGGUAUCAGCCAUAAUACAAGGCGGUGGUAAAGAGGUUGAGAAGGCAGAUGAACUUUUCGGAAUACUGAUGAAGAACGAAGUCUUCGUUAUCAGACUGGAUAAUACCUGGAAGUAUCUUGGGAUGCUCGCAUUGAUAAAUCACAGUAGAAAGGAAGCUGGUACCGAUGUCGACCUAACUAGUUGGGCUGAGUUGUCCGAACGGAACAGUGGGUUUAGUCAAGAUCUCCGUAAGGGUUAUCUAGAGGUCGAAGCUGCACUCUUGACCAAUAAUGGUGAUCAAAGCUCGACGGAGGUUCUUAAUGAGUGUCACAAGACGUGCUUAGAGGCUGACAAACUCUUGAACAAGUCACUGCAGAGUAAGGAAAACCUGUACCCAACGUUUCCAUUUCUAGACAAAUGCCCAGUCGAGAACAAACAAUCCUGGGAAGGAAACGUGAAAAAGCAGCUCAAAUCAAAAGAACUCCCGUCUCAGAAAAUCACCAACGACAAAAAAUUGCUUGAAAUCAUUUUAAAGGCACAGCCGUGUUCCAAUGAGGAUAACUACCGUUUCAUAGCAAUGCGAAAGUUCCUCGAUGAUCGGUCGAGAAAAAUCUUCAAAGACACGGUAUCCAUCGUGAAAGGAACAAACGCCACGGAGUCUUAUGGCGUCUUGGAUCUCACUCGGUGGUGUGUGAACCAUGCUGAGAAGUUGGCCUCCGAAGUCAUGGCUUGUAUGAAUCAACUUUAAGGGUUCCUCAUCAGAUUUACAUUACACUUAACUUGAAGACCAUAUGAUGAUAAAAAGCUUCCCUUAUUAGUUGGUGAGGCGCUGUAGUUUUUGAGAAAUGAGUAAAACAAUGUCACAAAAUGGGUUUUAUAACAUGUACAACGUAUUUUCUAGUACUGGUAUUUCAAUCGACUCUCCUGAAACAUCAUUUGAUUUUCACCCUAUUUCUCGAAAACCUGAUGACUAAUGUUAAAGUUACCUGGAAAUAGAUUUUUUUCUUUCAAACAUAAGAGUAUAUGCUU
This is a messenger RNA of Asterias rubens (European starfish), 3797 nucleotides long. RefSeq lists its product as uncharacterized. Gene Ontology annotation, molecular function: protein binding. The transcript has 9 exons. Gene Ontology annotation, biological process: defense response to virus. NCBI's taxonomy places the organism in Eukaryota, Metazoa, Echinodermata, Asteroidea, Forcipulatida, Asteriidae. The coding region runs from base 247 to 3516 and encodes 1089 amino acids. The record is from RefSeq and is a predicted model, not a curated record. Gene Ontology annotation, cellular component: cytosol.